AGCAGCCAGUGCCUGAAAUACGUGCACAGGUCACAUAAGAGACUUAUCAAAACAAAAACCUUAGAAAACUUCCGAGGAAUGCAGUGAACAGAUUGCUGUGCUAUGCUUUGUAUGACUAAGACCUCUUACCAAGAAUACCUUUGCUUUGAUACUUGAGGACAAUCAGACCAUAAAGACACAAACUACUAAGGAGUGCUGAAGUAGCAAUGAAACAGCCCAAUAGGAAGAGGAAGCUUAGUAUGGAUUCCAAAGAGAAUGUGAAUCAGGAUGGAAGCUUGGAGCCAGCUGAAGAAGGAAAGCCCAGGGAUGGGGCAGCUCCUCUGAGUCAUGUCCCUUCAGCGGCUGCACAGGACACGUGGUCUUGGGGGCAGUACUUGAAAGAACAGAAGGCUGUAGCAGCACCCGUUGAACUGUUUUCCCAGGACCAAUCCUUUCCAGAAUACGAAAAUGGUUUUCAGGUUGGAAUGAGAUUAGAAGGCAUUGACCCCCGACAUCCAUCUGUGUUUUGUGUACUUUCUGUAGCUGAGGUGUGUGGUUACCGUCUAAGGCUUCAUUUUGAUGGUUAUUUAAGCUGCUACGAUUUUUGGACCAAUGCUGGUUCCCCUGACAUUCAUCCAAUAGGGUGGUGUGGAAAGACCAAACACGAAUUGCAUAUCCCUAAGGGUUAUAGAAAAGAUAAAUUUGUUUGGAUGAAUUAUUUGAAGGCCUGCAAAUACCAAAAUGCUCCCAAGAAAUUAUUCAGAAACAGAAGUCCUAACGGGCCAAUGCCUAAAGAAUUUCAGGUGGGAAUGAAGCUGGAGGCUGUCGACAGAAAGAACCCUUCACUGGUGUGUGUGGCAACCAUAGCAGAUAUUGUUGAAGACCGCUUGCUAGUGCAUUUUGACAAUUGGGAUGAUAUUUACGACUACUGGUGUGAUGUAAAUAGUCCCUACGUCCAGCCUGUUGGUUGGUGUCAGGAGAAUGGAAGAACUCUGAUAGCACCCCAAGGUUAUCCUGAUCCAGAAAAUUUUUCCUGGACAGAAUAUCUGGAAGCUACUCAAACUAGUGCACUUCCUGCCAAAGUAUUUAAAAUGCGAUCGCCUCAUGGUUUUCUGCCAAAUAUGAAACUUGAAGUUGUGGAUAAACGAAACCCCAGGUUAAUUCGAGUUGCUACGAUUAUAGCUGUUGAUGACCAAAGACUAAAGGUCCAUUUUGAUGGCUGGGACCACAAAUACGACUAUUGGAUGGAUGUAGACAGCCCUGACAUUCACCCAAUUGGAUGGUGUGACGUAACAGGGCAUCCACUAGAAGUGCCAUAUCGAGCAAACGAUGUGAAAAUCCUGCCAAGCCAAGCUGUCUGUCCUACUCCAGGCUGCCGAGGAAUAGGCCAUAUCCGGGGCCCACGGUAUUCAGGACAUCACAGUGCUUUUGGCUGCCCGUAUUCGGAAAUGAACUUGAAAAAGGAGACAACACUCCAUGAAUGUGUGAGAGAACAAACACAAGCAAAUUUGGAAUCAGACUCUUCACAUUUAAAAUUGAAAAAUCUCUGUAAUUUGAACUUCAACAGAAAACAUGAAAAGGUGAACAGUCAUCCCAGACAUGUUCAGCAGGCAAAGUGUUUGAAAAUCAAAGAAAAAGAAGAUAAUGACUUGGAUAAUCUCUUCAGAGUGAAAGGACUAGACUGUGAUUUCUUUGGUACUCACUCAUGA
Myotis myotis is the source of this 1688-nucleotide messenger RNA. RefSeq names its product L3MBTL histone methyl-lysine binding protein 4 (gene L3MBTL4). Gene Ontology annotation, biological process: regulation of DNA-templated transcription. Gene Ontology annotation, cellular component: nucleus. The transcript has 17 exons. The record is from RefSeq and is a predicted model, not a curated record. NCBI's taxonomy places the organism in Eukaryota, Metazoa, Chordata, Mammalia, Chiroptera, Vespertilionidae. Bases 207 to 1688 code for a protein of 493 amino acids. Gene Ontology annotation, molecular function: zinc ion binding.